This is a messenger RNA of Eptesicus fuscus (big brown bat), 1154 nucleotides long. RefSeq names its product sushi domain containing 3 (gene SUSD3). Gene Ontology annotation, cellular component: plasma membrane. NCBI's taxonomy places the organism in Eukaryota, Metazoa, Chordata, Mammalia, Chiroptera, Vespertilionidae. The transcript has 5 exons. Bases 40 to 882 code for a protein of 280 amino acids. The record is from RefSeq and is a predicted model, not a curated record.
GCGGGCAGUCGGCGGCCAGACGGCCGGGAGCGCGCGGGGAUGCGUCCGGCGUCGGAGACCCUCCGUGGCAGGGCGAGGCCUGGGGGCCGUUCGGGGGGCGCCACGACCGCCCCCGGGAACAGUACAGGCACGUGCACCCAAGUGCAGCCGCCCCAGAGGGGUACCCUCCAAGUGCUUCGCGGCGAUGGGGCCUCUGUGGGGACUGUCGUCGUGUUCCACUGCCCCUCAGGACACCAGAUGGUGGGGUCUGGCCUCCUCACCUGCACCUGGAAGGGGAGCGUCGCUGAGUGGUCCUCAGGGACCCCUGUGUGCAGAGCUGUGACGCCCCACGAGACCUUCGGCUUCAGGGUGGCUGUGAUCGCCUCCAUCGUCAGCUGCGCCGUCAUCCUGCUCAUGUCCAUGGCCUUCCUCACCUGCUGCCUCUUGAAGUGCGUGAAGAGGACCGAGCAGCGGCGCUUCGACAGAGCGGCCCAGCUGUGGCUCCAGCUGCGAGGCGAAGACUUGGAGACGCUGCAGGCCGCCUACCUGGGCCUCCCGGGCCUGAGGAACAGCAGCGGCAGUGCGGGGCCCAGAGGCCAGCCUGGCCGGGAGCGUGACCACCACAGCUUCACCACAGACCUCGGUGAGCGCACCAGAGCGCUGGCUGCUGUGGCCUGCUGCGUGGACAAGGACCCCUGGGCCCCCGGCAGUGCCGCCUGCUCACCCUGGGCCCCGGUGGCAGUGCACAGUGAGCCCCGGGCAGACCCCGCCUGCCCCCGGGCCCACCGCUGCAAUGCCCAGACAGCCCGGGCCCGAGCCGCCCUCCACGCCGGGGCGACCCGGCCGACCCAUCAGCUGGCCACCUGUGUUUCGACGUGUGUCCAGCUCGAGGCGGGCCAGUGAAGGAAGCGCCUGGUUCCGGGAGCCCCGGGCCUGGUGCUGAGCUGGGAGUGCCCUGUGCGGCCGGGCUCCUGGGAAUCGCCCUGAGGCGGGCAGAGCAGCUGCAGCCCCAGCCAGGGACCUCAGAGGCUGGACAGAGGACAUCUGCUCCGCACAGCCAGGAGGGAGGACAGCCACGUCGGGCAGUCCCAGCGUGAAGCUGCCCCGCAGGGAGCGCUCCUUCCAGGGACUGUCAGGCUGCGGUGAGGGUGCGAAGUAAACGGUUCUCACACUGA